CAUACAUGGCUGAGCUUUCGGUCCACGAUUGCGACAUCAUCGCACAGCAUCCUCUAAACGACUCACUUUACCGAUUACAAGAUCUACUUCAUGAGGCGGAACAAAAUUAUAAUGACACCACUGACCAUCAGGAUGAAAUUUGCCAACAGGCAAUAUCGAAACUCCUUAUCACCUUGAUGGGGGAGAAAGCCGCGUUCAAACUUGGCUCACGAACCGGCGAUGAAAACCUUGCUUCCGAUCUCGCCAGUUUAUUCAAGCGCCUCCAACAAGGCCACCUCAUCUACAACCACUGCCGAGCGUUGGCGCAGCUCGUCAUCCAAAAAGACCUGGACGUCCAUAUCUGGAACGCCGUCUUUUGUCUUAUUGACGCCGUCUCGCGAGGCACUCCCCCUCCUCCUCCUCAUCCUACAUCAUCGAUCCAACAGACGCCCUGGCUGCGCAACACUAGCAGUUUCGCCAAUUCUACAGAAUAUCGAAAGCACGUUGACAUUGUGCUCAAGGAGGAACUUGGGGAGAUACACGUCGACAUCCCUAGAUUCUUUGACGCGUACUUUGGAGACAUUCCACAACUCACUGCAGUUUCACAAGCGGUGUUGGAGGAGUGCAAGAAGGGGAACAGCCCACUUUACUGUGAAGAUGAGGGCUGGAAGGGCUGGCCUGAACUUGCAGCAGAAAAAGAUGUCGACCAUAGACCUCUCGCACAGCCAAGCCAGCCACUACAAGGGUCUGUCGCGGAGAGAAAGCUCGAUGUCGGCCUUGUCAAUGAUCUGACAGCCACAGUGGACUCGAAAUGUCACUGGUCACAAAUCCUGGUGCCAGGGGAGCUGAAGAACGACCCGAAAUAUGACAGGAAAUCCGGUGCAUGGUUUGAUCUUGACAGGUACGCCCGAGAGGUCCUCGCUGCGCAGGACACCCGUCAUUUUGUGCUCAGGUUCACCCUCUGCGGGCAGUUCCUACGACUGUGGAACUUUGACCGCCUGGGCGGAAUCGCGUCAGAGGAAUUCAACAUCAAUCAGAAUGACCUUCAAUUUGUGUCUGUUAUUCUUGGAUUCCUCUUGAUGAGCCGGAAACAGCUUGGGUUUGAUCCUACCAUCGUCGCGACCGGGACCGAACGGUAUAUUGAAAUUGAUAGGAAUGGUACAAAGGAACGGCUGAUUAUCAAUGAGACUGUUGGACGAGCACGUUGUGUUGCCGGACGAGCCACAACCUGCUGGAAGGUAUACUGUGAGACAGACAAAUUACGGACGCCACUGGUUGUCAAGGACUCCUGGCAGUAUCCAGAACGCACUGAGGAAGGAGAGUUGCUGCGAGAGGCGAUGAUGAAGGGGGUCAAGAAUGUCGCAAGGUAUUAUCACCAUGAGACCGUUCGCAUUGACAACAAGGAUGAUGAUGUCUUGACUAUCAGAAAGGGCCUCGGUAUUCCGAUUUCAAAAGAUGAGAAGGGUGGCUUUAACGCGAGAGUGCGGCGUAGUAGGGCUCAAAGAGGAAAAAAGAGCCAGGGCAGCACCGCCGGCCAGAAGCGAUCAUCUGACUGCAUGGACAAGGCAUUUCCUCCUCCAAGUAAGCGUAUCCAGUCAAGUUCUCCAUCCAAAUCUGCAGGUGACUCAGCCCCAUUCAAUCGAGUUCACCGCCGUGUCGUUAUCCGGGAUUACGGGAAACCAAUCUAUGAGAGUAGUUCGAAGGCUAUACUUCUCACUGGGCUGGCCCGCUGUAUUGAAGGAUACAUGUCACUCCAUGAUGAGGCUGGCCUCAUUCAAUGCGACAUUUCCCCCCGGAACCUGAUGGUGAAUGAGGACAAGAAUAACCCAUCAUGGCCUGCCUUUCUGAUCGACCUUGACCUGGCAAUCAAGUUAGAACGGGAUGGGUCUUCCGGCGCACGGGGCAAAACGGGCACCAGAGCAUUCAUGGCCAUCGGUGUCUUGUACGGUGAAAAGCAUUGUUUCAUGCAUGAUCUGGAGUCAUUCUUCUGGGUUCUUUUCUGGAUAUGCAUUCACUAUGAAAGCCCAGGGAAGGGGAUCACUGUCAAACGGUUUGAGAAAUGGAAUUAUAUGAGUACUGAAGAGCUGGCGGCUGCGAAGCAAGGAGUGAUAAGUGAGGAGGGGGAUUUUCUUCGAAUUGCACAAUACUAUUUUACUCCGUAUUAUCAAUCAUUGAUCCCUUGCGUCAACCGAUUACGGCGCCUUGUCUUUCCAGACGGCGGACGGUGGAAGAAACCAAAUUUCAACCUAUCCCAGAACAUGAUUGGAACACUUCAGCAUGCACAGGAUAACUCAGAUGCUGUAAACUAGUAAAGAUUCUGUGUAUUGAUAGCGUGAAUUCUCUUUGUUUUGUCUUUUAAUAUAGCAUCUUUGACGAAGAGAUUGAUUUUCUAGAAGUCAUACGAGGUGUACUUAUGAGAUUGUUGGAAUGCCGCAAGGCCCAAAAUAGUUAUAUGAUCCUACGCGAUGAUAGUUGAGCUCUAAUUGAUACUAAAUAGAAUUAAUGAUUGCUCUUGUUCGUGGCGAAUUAUGUCCACUCCACUUAGACGGCUUACUAAAUCGCUAGAUGAUCACAAGGAUAUAUAAGCCCCAGCAAAUAUUUCAUGAAAAAAGAUGGGAAUAAGUUUGAACACUAAUAAAUAUCUGGAGGUGGCCGCAGUCCAAAGGUAUGUUGGUUUUCAGGAGCUUUUUAAUGCACGUUAUGAGAAACUGCCGCCACGAUAGUGAACCGAGAAGUAGCCGUAU
This is a messenger RNA of Blastomyces dermatitidis ER-3, 2723 nucleotides long. RefSeq lists its product as uncharacterized. The transcript is spliced from 2 exons. The record is from RefSeq and is a predicted model, not a curated record. NCBI's taxonomy places the organism in Eukaryota, Fungi, Ascomycota, Eurotiomycetes, Onygenales, Ajellomycetaceae. Bases 6 to 2288 code for a protein of 760 amino acids.